Plasmodium berghei ANKA is the source of this 939-nucleotide messenger RNA. Its product is annotated as BIR protein. The transcript has 3 exons. NCBI's taxonomy places the organism in Eukaryota, Apicomplexa, Aconoidasida, Haemosporida, Plasmodiidae. The record is from RefSeq and is a predicted model, not a curated record. The coding region runs from base 1 to 939 and encodes 312 amino acids.
AUGAAUGAUGAUCUAUGUUUAAAAUUUAGUGUUUUGAGGAAUUAUAUACCCGACAAAUUAACCGAUACUGCAAAACUUAAGUUUGAUGAUAAUUCGGAUUUUAUGCAAUACUGCCCUGAGAAUGAUUCAAAAAAAAAUGAAUGCAAUAAUAAUCUCGAUAUAAUUACGGCUGGAUUUUUAUGGUUACUUGAACACUGCUAUUCUAUAUCCAAUGAUAGAAGCUAUAAUGAAAAUAAUACUAAUCCAUCUUUUUUUCUAUAUAUGAAUUCAUGGUUAAGUUACAAAUUAAAGCAAAUCAUAGACAAAAAUUUCACCAAAAUAAACGAUUUUUAUAAUGAACAUGUAAAAAAUAGUGAUAAAUAUAAUAGAUUUAUAACUGAUGCCUAUAGAAUUUCAGAUCUUGAGGAAUUCAUAGAUAAACAAAAUGAUUUUCUGAAUAUUAAUAUUGAAGAUAUGUCUAAAUUUUAUGAUGCAUUUAAAUUAUUAUGUAAUAUGCAUGAUAAAGUUGCAAGGAAUCAAACAGGCGAUAUACUGUUAAAUAAUGCUACUAGUUUUGUUGAGAAAUAUACAGAACUAAACAAUAGAUAUAAUAAUGGUGCUCCACAUAAUAAAAUAUUUUAUGUUUUAUCAGAUGAUUAUAAUAAUUUAAAAAAUACAUGUAAAGAAGCUAAAGAUAGCAAUUUUCCACCCCUUCCAGAGAUAAAAACACAGCAAAUUACUAUAAAAAAUCCUGAACAAAACUCUGCACAAACAUCUGAAGUUACAUCAUCAAAUUCGUCGAUAGGAAACAAAUUAUUUACAGUUUUAUCGAUAUUUGGUGCAAUAGCAUUUUUUUUAGGAAUUUCUUAUAAGUAUUCAUUAUUUGGAUUUCGGAAACAAACUCAAAAACAAUGUUUAAGAGAAAAAAUAAAAAAUAUACAGAAGAGAAUGAAUUAUUAA